UGUGGAGCUGCAAUGGAGGGAGGAAUUUUUUGUCUCUCUGAAGGGAGGGUUUAAGGAAUAAUGAAAACUUCUGCUUAUAAUUCUCAUGAAUGCUUUAUUUUCAACAUGUACUGCUUCUUGCUUCUCCUAGUGGUUCUCACAAGUCUAAGAGCCUGGAGGAAAACUGCUGGGCCUCACGAAUUUAUGGAGUCACCAAGAUGGACAGUGCUUCAGAUCAUGACCAACCAGGCUGCCAUAGAGGCAUGCUCCCCGUCCCUCUAAGCUGGUUGUACCUUCUAAUCUGGUUUCCAGCAGCUGGCAUUCCUGGUGUUGCUGUCCCCCGGCCAGCAUACAUAAACAGCUUGGGACCGCCCACCCACAUACAGUGUGAACACCGGUUUCAGACAUCCACAGCGACUCAGCUGGAUUUUCCUAGCAGCUUUUCCUUAACCUUUGCUAAAAAUGAAUGUGAUCUGCUUAAUUACAAUCAAAUGUCCCACUAUCUACUCAUCUGUGAGUUGCAUAUAAUUACAAACACAGUGGUGCGUGAUGUGCGUCUACACACCAUGGGGCCAGAUUUUCGAGUGUGCAGUGCUGACAGUUGGGGUCAGACACUAAAAAAAAGCAUGGUUCCAAAUACUUGGAUACUAAACUCUUUUGAAAAUCUAGGCCUGUGUAUCAGUGUAUACUUGUAUAUAUGCACUGUAUUGUUGUCAACAGCUACUGUACAUGCUACAACCCUUUGGAGCUCCCAAGCCCAUGUUUUGCCCCUAGCCACUCCUUUAAAAUCGCUCAUGGGGCAGAAUACUUCUUCCCCUCCUCCAUUCUAGCUAAAAGAGAACUUUAAAAAUAAUUACACCCCUCACAGGCUUUCAAAAGCAUAGCUUUAUUCUGUGUUCUCUGUAGCUGCAGAUAACAACAGAGCCACCAUAAAUGACAUCCAUUUACUGUUUCUGGUAUGCAUCACAGGCACACAGAAUAUGCUUCUAGAAGCUCUGUAAGUAAUUCUUACGACAGAAACAAACUGUACUCUAAGUUUUUUCAUUCCAAAUCUGCAAAAGGGAAAGCAUAAAAUUACUAUAUCACAACAAACAUCACAUAAAAUUUCUGUGCUUUGCAGCUGUAAUACAAAAGCUACCUAUUGGCUUCCACUAAGGUUGAAAACAACCAGUGACUUCCACUGCAAUUUUUCAUGCUCUUCCAGUAAAACUAUGAUUUGGAAACUUCUUAUGCUUCCCUAAAGAUGAUUUU
Messenger RNA from Neopsephotus bourkii (Bourke's parrot), 1230 nucleotides. RefSeq lists its product as uncharacterized. Lineage: Eukaryota; Metazoa; Chordata; Aves; Psittaciformes; Psittacidae. Bases 90 to 809 code for a protein of 239 amino acids. The record is from RefSeq and is a predicted model, not a curated record. The transcript has 3 exons.